GCCUCGACGCCAACGGGAAAUCUCCCAGCCGAACGGAGCUCCGCCACCUCUACCUGACGGAGAAGUACGCCUGGAAGUGGAAGCAGUUCAUGAGCAAGCGGGGGAAGAGGACCUGCCCCCCUGGACCUCAAGCUGGGACACAACAAUUGGCUGCGGUCUUGUUCACCCCAGCAACCCAAGCAGCCCGGCAGGCGGCUUGCACCAUCGUGGAAGCCCUGGCCACCAUCCCCAGCCGCAAGCAGCAAGUCCUUGACCUGCUGACCAGCUACCUGGACGAGCUGAGCGUGGCGGGAGAGUGUGCCGCAGAGUACCUGGCCCUCUACCAGAAGCUCAUCAAGCCAGCCCGCUGGAAGGUCUACCUAGCAGCCAGGGGCGUCCUGCCUUAUAUCGGCAACCUGAUCACCAAGGAAAUCGCCCGUCUCCUGGCCCUGGAGGAAGCCACGCUCAGCACCGACCUGCAGCAGGGCUACGCUCUCAAGAGCAUCACCGGCCUCCUGUCCUCCUUUGUGGAAGUUGAGUCCAUCAAGCGCCACUUCAAGAGCCGGCUGGUGGGGACAGUGCUGAACGGCUACCUCUGCUUGCGGAAACUGGUGGUGCAGCGCACCAAGCUGAUCGACGAGACCCAGGACAUGUUGCUGGAGAUGCUGGAAGACAUGACCACAGGUAGACGGCGUGG
Molecule: messenger RNA, 676 nt
Organism: Pseudonaja textilis
Lineage: Eukaryota; Metazoa; Chordata; Lepidosauria; Squamata; Elapidae
Source: RefSeq, a predicted model, not a curated record